AUGGCAACAAGUGAUGAAGAAACUGUGGUCGCCCCUGAAACAAGUUGUAAAAAUAAAUCAAAGAGAUCUGUAUCCGACCUGUCUGAGGAUGAAGCUGAAGCUACUGAAGACAACGAAUUUCGUUGUUCCUUUUGCCCUGCUGUAUUGACCAACAAGUUGGAAUGGAAACAACACCAGUGUCGCAAACAUUUAUCAGUUGUUAAUGUCACACUUGGCAAUUUUAUGACAAAACAAAGCAAGAUAAAUUUCUGGCGAUAUUCGAAGAACCAAAUCACUGAACGUCAACUCAUGUACAAGUGUUCAUUAUCAGUGUCAUCCUUGCGCCAAUAUACAUCUGGUUUCAAGCACCCCCGUACCUAUGCCACGUGGCGAGCAACACUAGACGGCCUUGAUAAUGAUCUUCUACAACCAGCAACAAUCUUUACCAUCGCUGACGUCCCAAAUAUUCAGGGAUACGGGGUUUCGGACAUGUCAAUGGCGAAACCAGCAAGCCUGGUCCUCCAAACGAUCGCAAUAGCAUCGCGACAUGAUCUGGACCCCAUCCAUAUUGCCCCUUUCCUGUCACCGAUUGUCAAAUCUGCAGCCAGUGUCUUGUCAUCCGCCAACCAGAAAAUCAAGACACAUGUCGAGGCCAAACUGCAGACAUUGUUUGGCAAUCAAAAUUAA
Zychaea mexicana is the source of this 666-nucleotide messenger RNA. RefSeq lists its product as uncharacterized. NCBI's taxonomy places the organism in Eukaryota, Fungi, Mucoromycota, Mucoromycetes, Mucorales, Lichtheimiaceae. The transcript is spliced from 3 exons. Bases 1 to 666 code for a protein of 221 amino acids. The record is from RefSeq and is a predicted model, not a curated record.